GCUAAACGCCGGAUUUAUAGUUAUUCUUCACGAACUCAGUGUGGCGAGUUAGACUAACGAUGACUGGAUCCAGGCCGCGGGUUGUAAUAUGCACAUGAACACAGCCUACACAAAAUUGGAAGAUCUCCGCCUACAACUAUUUCCAGCAGCGUUGGGAGUGAAAGAGUUAACCCAUUUUGUGUUGCAAGAGCAGUGAGAGGGCGUUGAAUAGUUCUCUACCUCAGUCUGUGGGUGAUUUGUCUUCAGUAGUUCUGUGGAUGUCUAACGAUGGUCCACGGUGCUGCGCUGCUAUUAUUUAAAUAAGCUGUUGUGUUAUUCGUGAAUAAUGUCAAUGAAUAAUUCUAACGAAAGUAGUUUUAUUUAAUUUUAUAAAUCGUGCCGAUGAAGAAAAUAAGUUGAUUCCUUUUUGUAAGUGCGCAAGAGUGGAGUUUGGGUUGCCGCUAAAGUCAACAGAAAAGACAGAAAACACUACUGGAAAAGAUAGUGUUCUCAAUUAAAACAAUGGAGAGACUCAAAGAAGAUUUAGCGACAUUGUCUGACCUGGAUGAAAAAAGUUUGCUGGAAUCACUUACUGGACGAUUCAAGCAGAACCACAUUUAUACUUACAUUGGGGAUAUCCUGGUGGCGAUAAACCCUUUUAAAUACCUGCCAAUCUAUGAAAAAGAGGUGUCGGAGCGGUAUAAGUGCCAUGAGAAAGCAGCCUUACCUCCCCACAUCUUCGCCGUGGCGGACCGGGCCUACCAGUCCAUGCUGGGACGUCUGGCCACGGGACCCCGAAAUCAGUGCAUCGUCAUCAGCGGAGAGAGCGGCGCUGGGAAGACCGAGAGCACCAAGCUGCUGCUGAGACAGAUCAUGGAGCUGAGCAGGGCCAACUCUCAGCUGGAGCAGCAGAUACUGCAGGUGAACCCCCUCCUGGAGGCGUUCGGCAACGCUCAGACCGUCAUGAACAACAACAGCAGCCGCUUCGGGAAGUACAUCCAGCUGCGAUUCCAGAACUCUGCAGUGAAGGGAGCGAAGAUCAACGAGUACCUGCUGGAGAAGUCGCGCGUGGUGCAGCAGGACGAGGGCGAGCGGAACUUCCACAUAUUCUACUGCAUGCUGGCGGGGAUCUCCCGCGAGGACAAGGAGAUCUACGGCCUGCUGGACCCCACGCAGUACAGGUACCUGAAUGGGAGGUAUGGGGCGGAGGACAUGGUGCAUGUUUGGAGUGAGAAGUACGCUGAGGUGUCCAACGCCAUGGACAUGGUGGGCUUCGAGGAGCAGGAGAAGGUGGACAUGAUGACCAUACUGGCCGGGAUCCUCUCCCUGGGCAACAUCAUGUUCGAGCCGGCCGACGGCGAGAUGCUGAAGGUGACGGCCAAGUCGUCCGGCUGGCUCAAGGCCACCGCGGGUCAGUUCGGGGUCCAGGAGGAGGAGCUUCUGCGGAGCCUGACCUGCACCAUGUCGAUGACCCGCGGGGAGGCCAUCCGCCGCUUCCACAACCUGCAGCAGGCCGAGGACGCCAGGGACUCCAUCGCCAAGGUCGCGUACGGCCGAGUGUUCGGCUGGAUCGUCAGCAAGGUCAACGAGCUGCUGGAGCCCGACGUGGACCUGGACGUCCAGCUCAGCGAAAUAGGCAUCCUGGACAUCUUCGGCUUUGAGAAUUUUGCGGUGAACCGCUACGAGCAGAUCUGCAUCAACCUGGCCAACGAGCAGCUGCAGUAUUUCUUUAACCACCACAUCUUCCUGAUGGAGCAGAAGGAGUAUAAGGAGGAGGGGAUCACGUGGGACACCAUCGACUUCAAGGACAACAAGCCUAUCCUGGAUCUCUUCCUUACCAAGCCGUUUGGGAUCUUCUCUCUCCUGGAUGAGCAGAGUGCCUUUCCUCAGGCCACAGAUAAAACCUUUGUUGACAAACUGAACAGCAAGUUUAAGAGCCACCCGCACUACGAGGUGGUCCGCAGCCACAACCCGCUGUUCACCGUCGUGCACUAUGCUGGGAAGGUCCAGUACAACGGCAGCGGCUUCCUGGAGAAGAACCGGGACACGAUUCCCGCCAGCAUCCGCGGCCUGUUCAUCAACAGCGUCACACCCCUGCUCAGCGUGCUCUUCACAGCAACAAUAUCUCGGACAGGAACCCUGAUGCCACGUAAAGACAAACUCGUUCAAGCUGCCGCCGAUAAUUUCAACUCGACCAGGAAACAGUCCGUCGGCGCUCAGUUCAGGCACUCAUUAGCUGUCCUUAUGGAGAAGAUGUUUGCAGCCAACCCGCACUUUGUGCGUUGCAUCAAGCCCAACACCAACAAGCAGCCCGAUGAAGUGGACAGCAAAAUCGUGAUGGAUCAGCUGCGGUACAAUGGCUUGCUGGAGACGAUCCGGAUACGCCGGGACGGAUUCUCCUGGCGCCCCUCCUUCAAAGAGUUUGCGCAGAGGUACGGGAUCCUUCUGCUGAAGCCCGACCUGCCCUUGAACAAAGAAAGCUGCAUGUCAGUUCUGAAUCUCACGGAGCUCCAUGGAUGGAAAUGUGGGUCCGCUCGUCUGUUCUUUAAAUACUUUCACCAGGAGGAGCUGGCCAGGCUCCUGGACAGACUGGGGAGAGCCGCGCUGGUCCUUCAGAAGAACCGGCGGGCGGUGAGGUGCCGGAGGAGGUACCUGGCGCUGCUGGGGGAGGUGCGGAGACAGAGGCAGGCACAGCGGGAGAGGGAGGAGCAAGAGGAGGAGGCAGCCAGGAGGCAGCAGCUCCUGGAGGAGGAAGAGGAGAUGAAGAAGCGUCAGGACGCGGGGCGAGAGAACAAGAGACCAGUUUCCCCACCUGUCCCCCUACCGAGGAUGAAGAAGCCCCAGCCCAGACCUCGUGCCAUCCUGCCAGGGAGUCCGAAGGCCCCCCGUCUCGCCCCUGUCCCCCGGCCGCGUAGCAAGCAGUUUCAGGCCAUGCCUUUUGACAAUGACCUGGAUGUGGACAGUGACCUGGCCCACCUGGUGGGACAGCAGGGGGGGGAGGAGCGGGCCAAGGAGAGGCACACCAAGCGGAGGAAGACCGUCCGCUGGUUCAAGGAGACCCAGGCCAGGAAGGUGGUGAGGAACGGGGCGUUCCCCUGCUGGUUCCACGGCAUGAUCACACGCAGGCAAGCAGAGGAUCUCCUGACAGACAAGUCCGUCGGCUGCUUCCUGAUCCGUGUGGGACAAAGCCGGGAGGGCUACACGCUAUCGUACAGGGGCAAAGACCGCUGCAGACACUACAUGAUCGAGAUGCAGACCAACGGGAAGUACGUGAUCCUGGGGGAGGACAGAGCCCACUCCUCGCUGCCGGACCUGGUGGCGCACCACGCCCGCGUGGGAAUCAAGCCCUUCAUGGAGGUCCUCACUGUGCCCUGCGGACAGAUGUGCGACCAGGAGCCGGACUACGAAGAGCUGAAGAACCUCAUGCUGUCCCCCUCAUUCGCCGACAGAGGCCACGCCCCUGGGGGGGAGGAGCCUGAGCCCAGGCCGGACCGGGCGUACCUGGACCUUCAGAGGCUCUUCAUCCGGCCGGGUCAGAACCCGGGCCCGGAGGACCAGAGGCCCGCGGUCCAGAGGAGGGUCCCGGACCGCCGGUUCUGGGCGGAGAGCGGGGAGAGGCGGGACGACCCGCAGGGUGCGGAGCACGAGGACGAAGCCGAGGCCGGCUCCAAGAGCAGACCCGUGCCCCGUCUGUACCCCUCGAUUCGCCUGGCCAUGAGAGAGAUUCAGCAGCACUUCGCAGCCAAUCACGAUCAGUAGCCUUUCGAGUCCUGGUGCCUGGAAAACUGCACUGAUUGGCAACCCGGCAACUGCCUCAUCCAUUUUCUGCGAUGCUGCUACUUUUUGUAUCACAGAAAUAAAGACUUUUCCCAUGUCAGUGAAAUAUGAGGAGAAACUUGUUUUUAAAAUAAAAAUUGUAUUGGGCUGAUAUUUUAAUUUAAGGGUGUUCUGUGUUACAGUGCGUACUUUGUGUUUUUGUGAAUAUUUAAUUGUAAAUUAUAAAUGUUGACGUUUUAUAUAUGAUGGCUCCAAAUAAAACUUUUUUGUUUGUUUUA
This is a messenger RNA of Anguilla anguilla (European eel), 4034 nucleotides long. RefSeq names its product myosin-IIIb. NCBI's taxonomy places the organism in Eukaryota, Metazoa, Chordata, Actinopteri, Anguilliformes, Anguillidae. Bases 502 to 3738 code for a protein of 1078 amino acids. The record is from RefSeq and is a predicted model, not a curated record. Gene Ontology annotation, cellular component: myosin complex. The transcript is spliced from 30 exons. Gene Ontology annotation, molecular function: ATP binding; cytoskeletal motor activity.